AGUAUUUUAUGGGGGCCAUCUAUGCAUUUGUACGCGAAGAAGGAUUUCACAUCAAUAGGAAACGAUAAACGUUUAUUCUUGUUGCUUCUACCUUCUCUCGUCAAUAGGAAACGAUAAACAAAAUUGGAGAUCUUAAAAAAGAAGAAAGAUCAAUGGGUAUUGGGUACUUUGCAUCUUGGAUCAGCCUCUUCCUUCAUCUUCUACUUACAAUGUGUGCUCAUGGAAGUGGAUCGAGAGAGUUGAUCACCAAAAAGCACCCGGAAGAGCUUAUAGAACAUACUCCUCAUGCAAGCAAGCAUGGAGAGUUGCAAGAACCCAAACGCAAGAUCAUUUUGGGAUAUCUUACUGAUCAUGAUGAUAGUCACCGGAAAGAAACAAGCAGCAAUUCAGUAUCUUCAGCGCAUGAUGAUGAUGUGCAUGUACCUGGCAUGGACAGUGAUCAUAGCAAGGUUCGUACUGAUGUCCACAUAAGGCUGUAUUAUUCCCACCACCAUGACAUGGACAAUCAAGCUAAGCUAGACCAUGAUGCCCAUCAAGGCCUACAUAGAGAGCAUGUAUUUCAUUCUCACCAUUCGUCCCACAUGGAUCACAUGGACCCUUCUUCAAUGAUAUUCUUCACCAUGAAGGAUUUAAAGGUAGGAAAAACAAUGCCAGUCUAUUUCCCAAAGAGAGAUCCUUCAACUUCUCCACGUUUCUUGCCUAGAGAAGAAGCUGACUCGAUACCCUUCUCAUUAAACGAACUCCCACGCCUUCUUGAAAUUUUCUCUUUCUCCCCAGACUCUCACCAAGCCAAAGCCAUGGAAGAUACACUCAGACAAUGUGAGAUUGAGCCCAUCAAAGGAGAGACCAAGCUCUGUGCCACCUCCUUGGAAUCCAUGCUUGAUUUUGCACGUGGCAUGGUGGGUCUGAAUUCCCGUUUCCAACUUCUGACCACUUCCCAUCUGACCAAGUCAAGCACCCUUUUCCAGAACUACACUUUCCUAAGCAUGCCACAGGAAAUUUCAGCUCCCAAGAUGGUUGCAUGUCAUACUAUGCCUUACCCUUACGCAGUUUUCUAUUGCCACGGCCAAGAAAGUAAAAACAAGGGAUUCAAGGUUACCCUAGGUGGUGAGAAUGGAGAUAGGGUGGAAGCCAUUGCUGUUUGCCACACGGAUACCUCUCAAUGGAGCCCCGAUCACGUGUCAUUUCGCGUGCUUGGGGUCAAGCCAGGGACCUCCAACGUCUGCCAUUUCUUCCCAGCAGACAAUCUCGUGUGGGUUCCAACACCUGUACCGGUUUAGUAGUCCAAUUGCAACGUGUUUGUUCAAGUUUUAGUCCUAAUAAAUACUAGUGGGGAACAGGAGCCUGGGAGGUGUUAAUAUAUUUGCACUAAGGUCGUUCAUGUAAGAGAAAUAUUUUAUAGCUGGCGUUGCAUCAAUGAAGAAAAAAGUGUUGCUGUGUAA
Messenger RNA from Juglans regia (Persian walnut), 1442 nucleotides. Its product is annotated as BURP domain-containing protein BNM2A-like. The transcript has 2 exons. Lineage: Eukaryota; Viridiplantae; Streptophyta; Magnoliopsida; Fagales; Juglandaceae. The record is from RefSeq and is a predicted model, not a curated record. The coding region runs from base 153 to 1280 and encodes 375 amino acids.